This is a messenger RNA of Adineta steineri, 1044 nucleotides long. The record is from the annotation of a GenBank genome assembly. Lineage: Eukaryota; Metazoa; Rotifera; Eurotatoria; Adinetida; Adinetidae.
AUGAAUAAUAUAUCAACAACUACAAUCGAUCCAACUGCUGUAAAAAUAAAUAUUGUUAGUGCAGGAAUACUACAAUAUGGAGGACCAAGUCUUUUUAUUCUUGGAAUGAUUGGAUGUAUAUUAAAUAUUAUUAUAUUUUUUCAACCAUCAAUGCGAAAGAAUUCAUGUGCAAUUUAUUUUCAUGCAAAUUCAUGGGCUAAUCUCUUUAGUUUAUCAUGGGGUCUGUUAGCUGAUACGCUUACAUUCUUUACCCACAAUGACCCAGCUACUUAUAAUGAUAUUUAUUGUAAAAUUCGUUUUUUUAUGAUAGAUUUCUCACAAUAUUCAAGUCGAGCUUUUCUUGUCUUAGCAUGUUUGGAUCGUUUUCUUCUUUGUUCAACAUCAGUUCGUCAACGACAAUUUUGUCGACCUAUUAUAGCGAAGAAAAUGAUAGUUUUAGGUUUACUUUUCUGUGCAUGUAUAUCAAUUUAUAUUUUAAUAACAUAUAGACCUCAUCAAACAAUACGUCCCUGUAUGGUAGCAACAGAAGCUGGAUUUAUAUAUGAAAGUAUUGGUAUUCCGAUAUUCAAUGCUUUACUUCCAGCAUUAUCGAUGAGUAUAUUAGGUUGGCUAACAGUGAAACGAUUAAAAGCGAAUGCGAAACGAGUUGGACGUGAAAAGAUUCGUGUGGAUGGUAAAGACAAUCAAUUAGUAAUAAUGCUGAUUGCACAAGUAGUUCUAUUUUUGGUGACAAAUAUACCAUUUGUUGGUAUUAUUCUUUAUUUACAAUUUACAGAAAAUAUACCAAUAUUAAGUAAAUCACCAGAUCGAAUUGCUAUUGAAACACUUUCAGCCAUUGUAUUUGCAACUGUUUUUCCUUAUGGUUUCAAUGGGUGGUCUUUCUUUGUUUAUACAUUAACUGCACCAAGUUUUCGUCGUGAAUUUAUAAUGAUAUUUCCUCGUUCAUGUCUAUGUAAAACACCACACAACAAUGAUCAACAUGCAAGAACGCAUACUAGCCGUAUUCAUCCAACGAAUCAAAAUAUUGCAUCUAUUAAUCCUUAA